GCUGAGGCUGCCUUUCCGCAGCGACCCCGCUGAGCGUCUAGACCGGGGAGCGCGCGCUUCACUCCAGACUCGGAGGGGAGCGCAGGCGAGCCGCCGUUCCCACCCCCACGCCUACCAGGUGCGUUGAUCGUCGCUAUCCUGUACCCUGCCAGCGGUGUCCAGUCAGUCACCCAGGCUGUCAGGGACAAAGGAGGAGUAGCCCGGGCCAGCCGGAGACCGGACACGUAAGCCCCUUGCGGACCCUCGCAUUGCCCUGGGGGAAGAUCGUUGCGUCCCGUUAGCUAGCAGAUAGCUAGAGCCCGGAACCCCAAACCUCUAGUCUGGACUGUAUACCUGCGGUGACCCUUGCCAGAGAGGGACUGACCCAGCCCGGGUUCUGCAGCCCACCCCGUCCGUUCUCGGGCUCUCUCCCGCCCCAAGAUUAGCCUCCGCUGGCCAGCGCCAUGACCAUGAACCUUCUGCAAGAUUGGUGCAAGGAGUUGGAAGUGGAGGUGCACAGGGCCCUGCUCAUCACGGGCAUCCCUGAGCGCUUACAGCAGGCAGAGAUCGAAGCCACCUUGAGGCCGAACUUGCAGUCCCUGGGCAACUAUAGGCUUCGCACUGUGAGAGCUGUGACCAAGGAGAAGGCUCAGGCCGCCCUGGUGGAGUUUGGGGCAGACAUCGAUCACUCUGCAAUCCCCAUCCAGAUUCGAGGAGACGGUGGCAUCUGGAAGGUUCUGAGUAAGGACCGCGGGCAAGAUGCGCGGGUCCUUAGGCAGAUGAGGCGCCUGUUGCUGGAUGAACGGCCCAUGGAUGACUUCAGAGAAAUAGCCAUCCCGCUGGUAUUGGAGGCUCAGGCUCAGGCUAAGGGGUUGGGGAAGGAUACCAAGAAGGCUGCUGGCUCCUCCGAAGGGGCUGCUAGGAACGGCCGUCGGGGCCGUCGGGGAGGCAAGCGUCGAGCUAGAAGCCACAAGUUGACGGCUCAGAAGGGCAAGAAAAGGGGCCGGGGAGGGCGCCGAGCCAGGAGUGAGUCGUCUGACUCUUCCGAUGACAGCCUCGGUAUAGUCAUUGAGGAGAUCUACGCAGAAGACCUGAGCGUAGACGAAGACCAAAGAGCGCUGUACGCCACGCUCCAAGCAGCCGCCAAGGAGCUCACCAAGAAGUGGGCCUUUCGGGGAGACCAGGACGAAGGAGAUGGGCCCCGAGAGUUUUUGGCCCUUGUCACUGUCACCGACAAAGCUAAGAAGGAAGAGAUAGAAAAAGAUCUUCCCGGCACGGAGUCUAUCUGCUUGAACAUCAAAGACGAAAAGAGCGGGGUCCCUGAUUUAGUUGCGCUCCUAGCUGUGAGAGACACCCCGGCAGUGGAGGUAGAUAGUGAGGCAGAGGAUGAGGAAGAUGAUGAAGAGGACGACGACGACGACGAUGAUGAUGGUGAUGACGACGACGAUGAAGAGGAUGAUUCUGACAGCGAAUCUCUGGGAAAUGCAGAGAGAGAAAAGUUUGAGGGGGUGGACAACCCCGAGUUUGUGGCUAUCGUGGCUUAUACAGACCCCGCUGACCCCUCAGCCAGGGAGGAAAUGCUAAAAAUCGCUUCUGUGAUUGAGACCCUAGGCUGGGGCGAUAAAAAGGACAAAAAAGAUGUCCUUCCUCAAGUCCUGUCCGUCAUGGCCAAGGACACCUCUGGGCCCCGAGUAAAGGUAGAGGAGGCAGGCCGCCAGGUGGACGCCAUGGUCCUGAGGAAGGCCGAGGAAGACGGGAAUCUUCUAGAAUGUAUUUCUACCUUGGCCGAAGCAGAGAACUGCCCCAAGGGAAAGAAGUCUGGGUUGGGUCUCCUCAGAGGCUGGAGCGCUGAGGGCCACCAGGGUGGCCUCUUGGAGCUGGUGGCACUCCUCGCUGCGCAAGAUAUGGUAGAAGCCGUGAAAGAGGAGGAAGCCAGCAGGUGGGGAGGUGGUGGGAGUGGUGGCAGGAAGUGUGAUCACAGCCAGGGUGGUUUGUCCGAUGUCCUGGCUUUCCUGGCCUCCCAGGAGAAUCUAGAAUCCAACGAGGAAUCGGAGGAGGAUUCGGACACAGAGUCAGAGGGAGAUUCCGAGGACACUGACAGCGAAGAGUCAGAACCCGGUGACAGCGUGUCCAAGAAGCCCCGCGCCAAGAGAGCGCGCACCGGUUCCAAAGGCCUGGCUCCUGCUGGCGCCGGCGCCACCGCGGUCUCCGCUUCGUCCCGGGCACGCAAACCCCGGAGAGGUGGUCGCGGUCGUGGCCGGGGAGUCACUCCAGAGAAGAAAGCCGCGAGUGGGGCUUCAACGGAGGAUCAUGCGGGGAGCAACAAGAAGAAGAAGGCAUCUGCAGGCGCUGGGGCCCGUGCCAGGGCCGGCGAGGCCAAGGGGCAGCCGGCUGCUGUUCCCAAGUCUACCCGCGGGAAGAAAGCACGUAGGGGCCCAAGGAGGGCGCCCAAAUGCCGUUAGUGCCGCAGAUGUCACUACGAGCCCUGUCUCUUGUGCGUGGACUUUUCCUCCCCCGCCCCUCUUUCCUCCUCUUCUCUCUUCUCCCUGCAGUCUCUCUUCCGCUUAACAUUUGCUUUUGUGCUCUGCCGCAUCCCUAAGCUGUCUGUGGCCUGUGCCUAGCUUUCUUUCCCUCUCAGUCCCAUGAACAGAUGGCGUGAGCAAUCACUAUGGCAACAGCCUUGAUACAGCAGGGACAGAGACAAGACAUUCGGAUGCGGUGACCGCUGGGUGCGGAGGAGAAGUGGGC
Acomys russatus (golden spiny mouse) is the source of this 2727-nucleotide messenger RNA. It is a transcript of the gene Pnma8b, whose product is annotated as PNMA family member 8B. Bases 444 to 2441 code for a protein of 665 amino acids. The transcript has a single exon. NCBI's taxonomy places the organism in Eukaryota, Metazoa, Chordata, Mammalia, Rodentia, Muridae. The record is from RefSeq and is a predicted model, not a curated record.